Molecule: messenger RNA, 3478 nt
Organism: Colius striatus (speckled mousebird)
Lineage: Eukaryota; Metazoa; Chordata; Aves; Coliiformes; Coliidae
Gene: LIG3
Product: DNA ligase 3
Exons: 20
Coding region: 178-3144 (988 amino acids)
Biological process (GO): lagging strand elongation; mitochondrial DNA repair; DNA recombination
Cellular component (GO): DNA ligase III-XRCC1 complex
Molecular function (GO): DNA binding; DNA ligase (ATP) activity; zinc ion binding
Source: RefSeq, a predicted model, not a curated record
GCGGCGGCCGUUCCUCCGGCCUGAGGCGGGGAGGGAGGGUUUGUGUGGGGCGGAGGGUUUGUGUGGGGCGGAGGGUUUGUGUGGGGUCGCGCCCGCCCGCCAGCCUGAGGGAAGGGUAGAGUGGAGCGGCGCAGGAUGGCCGUGCCGUGAGGAUCCCGCACAGACGGAGCAGGCUGGAUGCCCACAGGGAGCUGGACACUGUCACAGGCUGCCCGGACACUCUGCAGGAACACAGGACUUUUCUCCCUCUAUAGACAGGUCUCUUUGCCCAGAUCCUGCCUUUGUCACAUCAGCCUCCCCACGGCCAGCCCCAGCUCCUGGCACCAGCUGCUGUUACGCCGUGUAUCUCCCCAGGCUGCAGGCAGAAAUCAGAGGGGUGGUGCUGGGCUUUUCCACCUUUCCCUGCACCCAGCCUGCACGGCUGCAGAGGACAUGGCAGAGCAGAGGUACUGUGUGGACUAUGCCAAGCGGGGCACAGCAGGCUGCAAGAAGUGCAAGGAGAAGAUUGUGAAGGGGAUGGUGCGCAUUGGGAAGAUUGUUCCGAAUCCUUUCACGGAGUCUGGUGGGGACAUGAAGGAGUGGUACCAUGUGAAGUGCAUCUUCGAGAAGCUAGAGAAGGCCAGGGCCACCACCAAGAAAAUCGAAGACAUCACAGACUUGGAAGGAUGGGAAGAGCUACAAGAUGGGGAGAAAGAAUUAAUCAACAAGCACAUCUCAGAAGCUAAUUCCAAGGCUGGAAGUACACCCAAGAAAAAAGUGAUAGUCCAAGCUAAGCUUACUGCCACAGGACAACUAACCACAAAAGAUCCCUUAGCUCUCAUCAAUCCAUCACCAAAGAAGUUCUCUGGCUUCACAGCCAAGCCAAAGAAUUCAGAAGAUGUGUCUGCAAACUCUUCCCACAAGUCUAGCCUUUCUGCAAAAAGAUGUGAUCCGAAGCACAAGGACUGCUUGCUGCGGGAGUUCAGGAAGCUCUGCGCCAUGGUUGCUGAGAAGCCCAGCUAUAAUGUGAAAACACAGAUCAUCCAGGAUUUUCUGAAGAAGGGAUCUGGAGGAGAUGGCUUCCAUGGGGAUGUGUACCUGACCAUUAAGCUGCUCUUACCAGGCGUCAUUAAAAUUGUUUACAACCUGAGCGAUAAGCAGAUUGUAAAGCUGUUUAGUAGGAUUUUUAACUGCAGCCAAGAAGAAAUGGUCCAGGACCUGGAACAGGGAGAUGUUUCCGAGACCGUACGCCUCUUCUUUGAACAGAGCAAGACUUGUCCUCCAGCAGCCAAAAGUCUCCUGACCAUCCAAGAGGUAGAUGAAUUCCUAAUCCAGCUAUCCAAGCUUACUAAGGAAGAUGACCAGCAAAGUGUGCUGCAAAAUAUCACUCGCAGAUGUACAGGCAAUGACCUGAAAUGCAUCAUCAGGCUCAUUAAGCAUGACUUGAAAAUGAACGCUGGAGCAAAGCACGUGUUGGAUGCUUUGGAUCCCAACGCUUACGAGGCCUUCAAAGCAUCCCGGAACCUGCAGGACGUGGUCGAGCGAGUGCUGAAGAACCAGCAGGAGGCUGAGAAGGAGCCGGGGCGGAAGCGCACGCUCAGCGUUCAGGCCUCUCUGAUGACCCCCGUGCAGCCCAUGCUGGCUGAAGCCUGUAAGUCAAUCGAGUAUGCCAUGAAGAAGUGCCCAAAUGGCAUGUAUGCAGAGAUCAAAUACGAUGGAGAGCGGGUGCAGGUCCAUAAAAAUGGAGAUCAUUUCAACUACUUCAGCAGAAGCCUCAAACCUGUCCUCCCACACAAAGUAGCUCAUUUUAAGGACUUCAUCCCCAAAGCUUUCCCUGGGGGGCAGAGUAUGAUCCUGGAUUCAGAAGUUCUUCUGAUUGACAACAAAACUGGCAAACCACUUCCUUUUGGGACUCUUGGUGUACACAAGAAAGCUGCUUUCCAGGAUGCCAACGUCUGCUUGUUCGUGUUUGACUGCAUCUACUUCAAUGACGUCAGCCUGAUGGACAGGCCCCUGUGUGAACGGCGCAAGUUUCUGCACGAUAACAUGGUUGAAAUCCCCAACCGGAUCCUGUUCUCGGAGAUGAAGCACGUCACAAAAGCUUCAGAUCUGGCUGAUAUGAUCACCCGAGUCAUCCGGGAGGGACUGGAGGGACUGGUGUUGAAAGACAUAAAGGGGAAUUAUGAACCAGGAAAACGACACUGGCUGAAGGUGAAGAAGGAUUACCUGAAUGAGGGGGCAAUGGCUGACACUGCAGACCUGGUGGUGCUGGGAGCUUUCUACGGACAAGGCAGCAAAGGUGGGAUGAUGUCCAUCUUCCUCAUGGGCUGCUAUGACCCCAAGAGUGAGAAGUGGUGCACUGUGACCAAGUGUUCUGGUGGCCAUGAUGAUGCCACGUUGGCCCGUCUGCAAACAGAGCUGGACAUGGUGAAGAUCAGCAAGGAUCCUAGCAAAAUUCCAAGGUGGCUAAAAAUUAACAAAAUCUACUACCCAGACUUCAUUGUUCCAGAUCCAAAGAAAGCUCCAGUGUGGGAGAUCACAGGGGCUGAGUUCUCCAAGGCUGAGGCUCACACUGCAGACGGGAUCUCCAUCCGCUUCCCGCGCUGCACCCGCAUCCGCGACGACAAGGACUGGCAGACAGCCACCAACCUCCAGCAGCUCAAGGAGCUGUACCAGCUAUCCAAAGAGAAGGCUGACUUCAGUGUUGCUGCUGGAGAGGAAGAUGAGUCCACAGCUGGCAGCAGUGGAGAGAAUGAGGGAAAUUCCAGAUCUUCCACACCACACAGCACGAUUAAAACUCCCCCAAGCAAGUCACCUGCUAAAGCCCAGAAGCCAGAAGAAAGCAAAGCAGUCAUUGGAUCCCCCCAAAAACUGGAGGAGAAACGAGGGGAGAAGAGAAAAGCAUCUGAGAUGGAUGACAAUGGAAAAAAGGUGCUGCUGGACAUAUUCACUGGUGUGAAGCUCUACCUGCCCCCCUCCGUGACGGACUUUGAGAGACUCCGGCGCUACUUCAUCGCCUACGACGGGGAUCUGGUGCCCGAGUUCGACACGGCCUCGGCCACACACGUCAUCGGGGACACGGAGGAGAACCCCGGGGCCACCCGGGUCACUCCCCGCUGGAUCUGGGAGUGCAUCCGCAAGAGGAGGCUGGUGGCCCCCUGUUAGUCAGCUUGAGGCAGUUCCAUCCCUCCUGCCACGAGGAGAUCCCUGCAGGGAAAAGCUGCCAACUAGGUAGGUGUGAGGAAUGGUGAGCUUCCUUCCUUCUGGGAGAUGGGGAUAGAAAGGAAAUGGCCCAGUCCCUCAGGAGUUGGUACAAAGGUUCGUAGCGACCAUCUGGAAUGAAUUAAAACAGCUCUCUGAAGAAACCUCAGUGCUGCAUCCCUUUGUCUGCCCACCCUGUACACCACUGCACUGGCCUCCCACGUGCUGGUUUAUCCUCUUGGGGGUUUUUAAAGUUCAGGUAUUUUUAUAGAUAAAGCAAUAAAACUGAAGCAGUUUC